UCGCAAAUCUACACCAAGUGGGCAAACUUAGUCUAUUCGUGUAUCGUGCGCGGCUCACUCGUUUGUAUGUCGAAUUCGCUGGCGUUUACCGAUCAGUGUGGUACUCGCUCAUACUAGUAGAAGUUGGUUGGUUGUUUUGAUAUGUGUCGACGACGGACGGCGCUUGGGAAAAAGUUUUCGCCGAAACGUUUUUUUUUGUUUUGCAUUCAUUGUGAUGUUAUGUGAGCUGUGCAACGAGCAUUAGCAAUACAACAACAACGUCACCAAAGUAAUACUUAAAAAUAUGUAGGAGAAUAAAACCGAGAAGAUAGAAAUACAUAAGUGAAAAAAAAACAAAAAUAAAAAUAAAAUAAAAUAUAUAAAAAAGUUAAAAAUAUGAAUUCCAGUUCACUUUUCGCGUUAUACGACAUUCGUUUACCCUGAACUGCAUGUGCGCUAGAUUUGCACAAAUAGAUAAUGGAAUCUAAUAAAAUGUGCGAAAAUCCAACAACUAAAAAGACAAAAACAACAACAAAGAGCGCAACGAAUAUACAUGUGAGAAUUAAAAGUCAGCAACUUGAGAAAUUGCACAAAAUUUACGAACAUCAACGAACUGAAAUCGAGCGAUACUAAAUAGAGGGCAAGAAAGCAAACAUAAAUACAAAAAAUAAAAAAAACACCAAAACCAAAGAAUAACGAAGUGUAUAAAAAAAAAUUACAAAGUCAUAAUUAAACGAUCAGUGUAAAUAAUUUAAAAAAAAAAUAAAAUAAAAAUUACAAAAACGCCAAAAAAAUUUUAUCCAAAUUAAAGCAACUGCUUAAAGGAAUUAAAGAACCAACAACAAUACAAAAAAAAAACCUUGCUACAAUCCAGCUGUGGUGACUAUGUCCGAAACUGAGCUGUAUGACAGCAAAGGCAAUUCCGAAUCCUUCCUGCAAUAUGGCAACGAGAAACCACCACCGAUCGUUGUUGUUGUCGGUGACGGCCGCAGUCGAGUGCGACGUGUGGUGCGCACAGCGACACGUCACGUGACUGUUGUCAGUUACUCGACACGACACAAAGAGACCCGCACCCAUACAUCGCAUCAUGUGACAACUGUGAGUUUCCCACAAAAAUCCAUUGAACGAAGCGGUUCAACCCAAUAUGACAUUGCCGCACCGCCGGGCUCGACAACAUCCGGCUCCACAAUGUCAACGGAUUGUGGUGGCUACGUUUACCUGCAGCAACACUAUAUACCCUCGAGCUCUUCCAGUGCUGCUAUAAAUUAUCCCGUCAUGCCACAAUCUCACAUGAUUUACCAGCAACAUCAUCCACAACAGUAUGCAACCUCGUGCCAUCAACAGCAAAUCGCACAUCAACCAGCAACAGCGGGAGCUGGUGGUAUGCAUCAUGGCCAGCAUGUGAGCUUACAUCACCAGCAUCAUCAUCAUCAUCUACUGCAUGGCCAUCAUCAUCACCACGGUGGUGCCGUUGUGAUUGCAGGCAGUGGUGUUGGCACUGGUAUGGGCGGCAGUGCAGGGGGUAUUGGUGGCGGUGGUCCAGGUAGCACUUCACCAUCGGCAAUGCAGCAGAAUAUGCACAAGAAGAAUUCCAUACGAAAUGGCAGCGAUGUGCUAAAACGUGCACGUGCACAGACAGCAUACGAGCUCUCACAAGAUUUGUUGGAGAAACAAAUUGAACUAUUGGAGCGUAAGUACGGUGGCGUGCGGGCACGUAAUGCUGCCGUAACAAUACAGCGCGCCUUCCGUCAUUAUAUGAUGGUGAAAAAAUUCGCCUCAAUUACCGCAAUGGCCAAAGCUGAGAAGCGUCUUAGUCGCCGUGUACUUAUAGUGUCUGGUGGCGGCGGUGGUGGUGGUAUUGGCGCCGACGAUGGACCCGCUUCCAACUCAUCACUGUCCUCGGCAUAUGGCAGUGCAACUGAAUCUCAGCUGGAUAUGAUACAGCAACAACAGCAGCAGCAGCAAAUACAAGCACAACAGUCACAAACACAACAACAGCCGCGCGUUACCAUCUUGGCUGGUCCACCGGGUAGUGUGGGUGCUGCAUCUGUGCCCAUUGUCUCGUCAAAUGCCAUGUCAUCGCGCACACCACCCACGCGGUCACUAUCGAUGCGCGAGCGUCGUCAGCAGGAUGGCAGCCCCAUUCCACGCAGUCAGUCAGGUGCCUCAUCGGUUCCCAUUGGCGGUGGCGGCUCCUCCGCCUCUUCAACAUCUUCGGGCACACUCGGCUCGGCCGGUUCCACGCAUCCACAUGUAAAUCUACUACAUGCCACCGAACCGCAUUUCUAUGGCAGCCAACAUCUGGCCACCCAUUACUAUCAUGUGCCACCACACGAAGCCAGUUACGCCAGCUCGGCGAGCAAUUCUCAGUUGGAUAGCUCGUUGAAUACCUCGUGGGCGAGCGUUGCCAGUGGCACGUCGCCACACACCCCUUACUAUUCUGCGGCACAGAUUUACAUGCGACCAAAAGGUGCGCCCGGCAGCACUUCUGCCGAACGGAAAAAGGUACCACCCGAAGUGCCUAAGCGCACCUCCUCCAUCGCAGCACAGCAGCAUGCGCAACAUCUUGCCGCACAACAGCAACACCAACACAUGCUAAUGAUGCGCCAAACACCGCCACCCCCCUCGUUAUUGCGCUCGAAUGGGCUGUGUAAGAGCGCCGAGAAUGGCAGUCUCACAUCUGUGCAGAGUUCAGGUAGCGAUUCCAGCGUCACAUCAGCUGAUCGCAUUGCAGUGAAUAGUGAUAUUGGUUCAGAUCGUUCGAAUUCACCACAAACUUGGAAACGUAAUACAGCGCUGUCGAGCUCACAACAGUUCGUACACAAUGUUGAUACGUCAGCAGUCACAUUUAGUCUCGCCCAGCCAACAGCUGCCAUUGUGGCAGGUAGUGUAGUUUCUGCUGGAGUUGUUGGUGCGCCCAAUACAGCGGAUGAUCAUGCCGUGUCAUCGCACACAACUGCAGCACAGUACGAACAGCACGACCAGCAGCAGGAUCAUAACUUGAAUGCAACGGCUCCAUUGCAGAAUUAUAAGGUUUCAGAAACGAUACGUAAACGGCAGUAUCGCGUCGGCUUGAAUUUAUUUAAUAAGAAGCCGGAGAAGGGCAUCACAUAUUUGAUACGACGUGGAUUUCUUGAGAACACGCCACAGGGUGUAGCGCGUUUUCUCAUCUCGCGGAAGGGUUUAUCGCGACAGAUGAUCGGCGAGUAUUUGGGGAACCUGCAGAACCAAUUCAAUAUGGCGGUGUUGAAUUGUUUCGCGAUGGAGUUGGACCUUUCCGGCAUGCAAGUAGAUGUGGCAUUGCGCAAAUUCCAGGCUUAUUUCCGCAUGCCGGGUGAAGCACAGAAAAUUGAGCGUUUGAUGGAGGUGUUCUCGCAGCGUUUCUGCCAGUGUAACCAGGACAUAGUUGGACGACUGAGAUCAUCAGAUACGAUCUUUGUACUGGCCUUCGCCAUCAUUAUGCUAAACACCGACUUACACACACCAAAUCUGAAGCCAGAGCGCCGUAUGCGUGUGGAGGAUUUCAUUAAGAAUUUGCGUGGAAUUGACGAUUGUCAUGACAUCGAAAAGGAUAUGCUUGCUGGCAUUUAUGAGCGCGUGAAGGCUAAUGAAUUCAAACCGGGAAGUGAUCAUGUGACACAAGUGAUGAAGGUGCAGGCCACCAUUGUGGGCAAGAAGCCCAAUUUGGCGUUGCCGCAUCGUCGCCUCGUCUGCUACUGUCGCCUCUAUGAAAUACCCGAUGUAAAUAAGAAAGAACGCCCUGGCGUACAUCAGCGCGAAGUUUUCCUCUUCAACGAUCUGCUGGUGAUUACCAAGAUAUUUAGUAAGAAAAAGUCAUCCGUGACCUACACGUUCCGGAACAGUUUCCCGCUAUGUGGCAUGGUUGUCUCACUGCUUGACGUGGCCAACUAUCCAUUUUGCAUACAACUUUCGCAAAAGGUCGACGGCAAAAUAUUGAUCACAUUCAAUGCGCGUAACGAGCACGAUCGUUGCAAGUUUGCCGAGGAUCUAAAGGAGUCCAUAAGCGAAAUGGACGAGAUGGAAGCGUUGCGUAUCGAAGCCGAGCUGGAACGACAGAAAUCGGCGCGCAAUCGCACAGCCGGGAGUUCUGAGAAUCGUGACAGUGGCGUAGCUGACGUAGAGGUGGGCGCCUAUCAGGCAACACCAGCAGGCGAAUUAGCACCAAACGCGAACGACGCAGCGCAACAAUUGAAACGGAGUGCGCUCAGCAACAGUCUGCUCGAUAUGCACGAGCAAUUUGGCAACGAGAAGCCACAACGGCGUGGUAGUGUCGGUUCUUUGGACAGCGGCAUGUCUAUCUCCUUUCAAUCGACCACCACUAGCAGCGCAUCGCGCGAAAAUGCUGCCGUCAUUGCAGCGGCCGCCAAUGCAGCAGCGGCCAAAAUGCGCUUCAAUUUGCCUACCGGCACCGCUGUAGCAAUGGGCGGCAAUAUGAGCGCUGCCAUCGUUUAUCCCAAUGCUUCCAGCUCUUAUUCGCAUGCUGCAGCAGGCUUUGUCAGCCAACCGCAUGCUAUACUCAUGCAACAACAAUUGGCAGCUCAGCAACAGCAACAGCACCUACAAAGCAUGCAACAACAGCAGCAGCAACAACAACAGCAAGUGCAUGCCGCUAUGCAGGGCUCAAUGACAGGACGAGUGCCGGGUAGCGGGCGCGAGCGUAAAUUAUCCCGUUCCGAUGAAAGUGGACGUUCCACCGAAGUGUAAAAAGUGAAAGAGUAGUGAAACGAGAUGGACCAAAAUAAAUGCACGCCUACGUACUUGUGCGGUAGGGGAAGAGAAACAUUUUAUUUUAGUGUCCGCAUUUGAGCGGAUGCAGAAAAGUUUUGUAAAGUAAAAGUUGAGUUUUUUAAUUUUUUUGUUUCGCUUAACGUUACGUUUCGAGAGAAGAAAAUAAGGUUUUGUUACGUUAUUUUCUUUUGUCGAACUGCUUAUUCGUUUGACAAAUUUCUAAAGUGCGAAUGCGUGAAAAUAAAAAUAUUUAAUGUUUCACAUGUAAAGCAAAAAAAUCAAAUUUACAAUUACUUUUGAUCACAAGUAAGCAUGGAAUCAUAACGAUUUCGCUCUUCCAAAGAAACAGCAACAAAAUGUUAUAGGUUAAAAAGUCUUAAUUGUUAUUGCAUUUCUGUGACAAUUAUGCCUACGCUAGUGGAACAGUCAGGGUUAACACCCGGCCAAGAACUUUGACUCCAGCAGCAUGCCAGAAAAAUGUAUGUCUAAUGUUUUAUGCUGGUAGUACUGCAACUACAACUGAAGUGAUGGCUUAGCAAAACUUUUCUCUAUUCUAGGAGUCUUACAAGUGCAUUUCGUUUGAACGUUUAUUUUUCCAGUUGCAGUUAAGUUUGCAUUACUCUUUAAGUUAUCGUAAGCUCUGACCAAAUUCUGUCACAAAACAGAGUAACAAACCUUAUUUUUUUGGUUUAAAACCUUUAAUUUUGGAUAGUUGGUAAACUACACGCGUUUGAAAUGCUUUUGAAUGUAUUAAAUAGAAAAAUCAGUAAUAAAGGAAAUACUAAGUAAAUAUA
Messenger RNA from Anastrepha ludens (Mexican fruit fly), 5522 nucleotides. RefSeq lists its product as uncharacterized. Gene Ontology annotation, molecular function: protein binding; guanyl-nucleotide exchange factor activity. Bases 865 to 4704 code for a protein of 1279 amino acids. Gene Ontology annotation, biological process: actin cytoskeleton organization; regulation of ARF protein signal transduction. NCBI's taxonomy places the organism in Eukaryota, Metazoa, Arthropoda, Insecta, Diptera, Tephritidae. The record is from RefSeq and is a predicted model, not a curated record. The transcript is spliced from 8 exons.